Molecule: messenger RNA, 11896 nt
Organism: Schistocerca gregaria
Lineage: Eukaryota; Metazoa; Arthropoda; Insecta; Orthoptera; Acrididae
Gene: Sik3
Product: serine/threonine-protein kinase SIK3
Exons: 19
Coding region: 57-3419 (1120 amino acids)
Biological process (GO): protein phosphorylation; microtubule cytoskeleton organization; intracellular signal transduction
Cellular component (GO): cytoplasm
Molecular function (GO): tau-protein kinase activity; protein serine/threonine kinase activity; ATP binding
Source: RefSeq, a predicted model, not a curated record
AGUCCCUGAAAGCUGUCGUCAGUUAACAGUCGACUACAGAUGGAGAAAAAGUGAAAAUGGAAUCUGUGCGGAGUCUGGGUGCUCCUUCGAGCACACCAAAUUGUAGUGUGGACAGAUUAGUGCGUGUGGGAUAUUACGAACUAGAACGAACAAUUGGGAAAGGAAACUUUGCCGUUGUGAAACUGGCGACACAUGUUGUGACGAAAACGAAGGUUGCGAUAAAAAUAAUCGACAAGACGAAACUGGACGAGGAGAAUCUGAAGAAGAUUUUCCGCGAGAUCCAGAUAAUGAGGAAGCUGCGGCACCCGCACAUCAUAAGACUGUACCAGGUGAUGGAGACGGAGAAGAUGAUCUACCUCGUGACCGAGUACGCCAGCGGAGGCGAGAUCUUCGACCACCUGGUGGCGAACGGCAGGAUGACGGAGAAGGAGGCGCGGCGCGUGUUCGCGCAGAUCGUGGCCGCCGUCAGCUACUGCCACCGGCGCCGGGUCGUGCACCGCGACCUCAAGGCCGAGAACCUGCUGCUCGACCACAACUGCGACAUCAAGCUCGCAGACUUCGGCUUCAGCAACCACUACCAGCCCGGCCAGCUGCUGUCCACGUGGUGCGGCAGCCCCCCUUACGCCGCCCCCGAGCUCUUCGAGGGCCGCAAAUAUGACGGACCCAAGACUGACAUAUGGAGCCUCGGGGUUGUCCUGUACGUGCUGGUCUGUGGAGCCCUCCCAUUUGAUGGCCGCACACUGCAGUCUCUCCGUACAAGGGUUAUCUCGGGCAAAUUUCGGAUUCCAUUUUUUAUGAGUGCAGAAUGUGAACACCUCAUCCGCCAUAUGCUGGUUGUUGACCCAGAGAAGAGGCUCAGCAUAAAACAAAUUCUGAAUCACAAGUGGAUGACUCAGGGGGAAAUUCAGCCCAGCUUGCAGAAAAUAAUUUCAGACCUGGAUCAGCCAGAGGAUCUACUUGAGAGCCCCGAGCCUCUGAAUAAUCUGGUCAUGGAGCACAUGUUGAAACUGCCAGGCCUCGACAAGGAUAUGAUUGUGCAGUCUGUGCGGAAUCAUGGCUUUGACCACAUCAGUGCCAUUUAUAAUUUGCUGGUUGACAAACUGGAGAAGCGCAGACUGAUAAGUUCCAGUAUGGGAAGUCUACCAGUAAUUCAGAGGAAAGCAAGCAUAACAACAGGUGUGGUAGACCGUAGCCCUGUGGGUGACGGAGAGACGGAGCAGGGUGCUGGGUCUCCCCUCGUAUCCAUGCCAACUAUCCCUGCUGUCUUCUUGUUGGAAGAUCCUGAGUCGCUGGAGAAGUUCGGAGAUGUUGACAUGCCUAUGGAAUCUGAAUCGGAGGAAACCUCACGGCAACCAAGAAGUGGUUCUGGAGUGGAUCGGUAUCUAACUGCAAGGAGACACACAGUUGGGCCAGGAGAUACAGCUCACGAGCAGGUGCUGGAGGCGCACUACAUCGGGCUGGACGCAGGUGCGGGUGGCGCUGUGCAGCAGCUCAACAUCCUGCCCAACACGAACCUGCCGCUGAACAUUCCACUCGUGCAGCACCAGCCGCCCCAGAACUUCAGCAUCAAGGACCAGCACCUGCUGAAGCCUCCCACUGUCAUGGGGGCCAGUGAGUUUGGCGGUUUCGGUCGACGAGCAUCGGACGGGGGAGCGAACCUGCAGAUGUUUUUCAGUCGUCAGAUGGAAGGUGUGUGGAGCCAACCGGGCAGCCAGGAGCACCUCCAGCUUCUGCAGCCAGGAAGUCCUACUCUUUCCCAGCGUUCACAGCCCAUUGCUGCUGCUAAUGGCAGCCCGGAGGGCAUCCACAUGUCGGACAGUCUUCCCACUGAGGACCUGCCUGACGCACAUGAUGUGGCGAGCUGGUCGGCCGGGCAGCAGCACGAGCUGGAGGCAGCUGCUAGUGUGCUGAGGUGCAGCGAUGCCCACAGGUACAUGGAGUGGCGCGGCAAGGCGAAGCGGCACACGCUGGCCAUGGCGAGCUCCGAGGAGGUGCAGGAGGCGCAGCGCAAGAUGCGCACACGCCGUACUGGCCUCCCUACGGUCACGGAGCGCCCCCCAGAAAUUAGCCCAGAAGUAGUGUCUGAAGUAGAGGCGCGCAUGCGCCGCAAGUACCCAGUCUUACCACCACCACCACCCGCCAGCAGGUUCCCUCGCCACAAGAAACUUUCUGGCCUCGCCACAGUUCAGGAGGCAAAUAAUCGCCCAGUGAGGGAUAGCUUCAAGGAGGUGAACAGCCUGCACCUGCCCCAGGAGAGGUACAGCCCCGUGCGGAGGGCCAGUGAGGGCUGCCCCUCCCCCUACCGCAGCCCCCAGCACCAGCACCAGCUGCAGGCACAGCAGGACGUCUUCGGCCGGGAGGGCAAUGUCAAGGCCCUGCAGCAGGAGUACCAGCAGCUGCAGCGACACAGUGGCACUGCGGGCGACGCCCACGAGCUGCAGUUGCGCCACUCGCUCCACAUGCAGCAGAUGUUGGGCGGCUCCCCCCUGCGGUCAGCGACGCCGUCUCCACCGACCACGCAAAGCCCCGCCUCUAUACCCGGUUCCCCCAUACACCAGCAAUGCUGCGGUGGCGCAGAGUACCCACAGUCACCGACCUCCAGUGUGAGCUGCCUGGCAGCGGGGCUGAGCGGGCUGUCCACGGGCGGGGUGCCACUCGCACUCGACCUGCGGGUGACGCCGUCGCCCCCGUCGAUGUCGCAGGCGCCGCCGCUGGGCACGAUCCGUGAGGAGCUCAACCGGCAGAGCCGACAGCAGCACCGGCAGAUGCACCCGCAGAUUAGCCUCACAGACGAGAUGGGUGACGAGGUCACCCUUGUCGCGCCUCCGCACUACUACUGCCCGCCCUCGCUGCCUCCGCCAUUUGCGAUACCCGGCCCAUGUGAUCCCGGCCGCCCGUCCAUAGUCCGAGGAAUCGGACGCCAGCGCCUUCCGACAGUCACGACUGGCGAGAUUCGGCGGGAGCAGUAUGCCAGGAAUCACCCUUCCCUGCAUCACACAUUCCCGCCACCUUCGGGGGCAGACCUUGAAGUGACGUCGCCACCUUCUUCACCUCCGUCACCUCAGGAUGGUGUCGUUGCUUCUGAGCUGCAAAAGACAUCUAGCGGAUCAUUCGAGGUGGCACUGUCGGAUUUUUGUUCACGACUCGAUGCAGCAGAUAUUCUCGGUCUGGUCAAGAGUAUUAUAGACACGCGUGCACCUCCGUCGAGCUUUGCAUACGGAGGCGAGUGGGGCUCGACGGACGGAUGUGAUGAUGAUGGCGGUGGUGGUGGACUCGCCCUGGAGUACCCGGGCGGUGUGCAGAUUGAGCUGAGGGUGUUUGGUUGUGAGUCUAAGGGUCUGAAAAUGCGUAGAAUUUCCGGUGACCACUUACAGUACAGCCAGCUGUGCCAGGAACUGGUGUCUUGCAUGUCUGUCUGAAGUUUGCGUUUCAGUUCUGUGACGAGUCUCUCGAGGUACGAUUCAGAUGCUAAUACCUCUGCUGUCACUAAAGAGAGAUUCCACAAGCACUAGAAAGGUGCUUUCGUGAGUGCCAGAUGUACAUUUAAUGGCAGUUUCAUGUAAUGAAGCCAGUAUUGUCAAAAAGUGAUUCUUAUUUUUGGUACAGAAUUAAUGUGUCUUCUCUUUUGAAUAGUUAUUCUGAUAUGUAAUACAUGUGAACUGCAAGUAAUUUCUUGACCAGUGUCAAAAUUUGCGAGAGCAUGUGCACAUAUUUAUUGACGUGCCCUACAUGGGAAUGUAUUUUCUACCACUUUUAAUUCUAUAUCGUAAAAAUAUUUCAUUUAAUGUGCCUUUCUACUUGCUUAGUAGCUGGGAUGUCAGAGUAGACACUAAAGACAUAGAUUUAUUGUCUGGAGUGCCCGUUCAGCCAAAAAGACGUAAUUGAGUGAUACUUUGACAGUGAUAUUCCCUAAUGCCCUAAGUGGAAGUAUUGUACUGUCAGUCAUUGUGAUAGAAUAAAUGAUUAUUAAAGACUUACAUACUUCAUAAGCUAUGAAUGGCAGAAGUUCUGACAGAAGAUGAGUGUUAUACAUGUUCUGUUUAAAGAAACGUUUGCAUAAAAAACUACUUACUCUUGUUAAGUCUAUGACUUGUCCACUAAGCAAUUGCUUUAUCUUUGACAAUGGCAAAUUUACUUGUCCUUAAAAACAACAGUGUCUGUUAUUAAAGAAUGAUGAUCCACAUCUUUCUGACAAAAAUGAGGUUACUCAUAUCCUAACACACAGCAGUAAAACUGUUCCCAGGAAUCAGUACCACUGUCAUAGGCAGAUGCUGUUGAUAAUGUAGCAUUUUAUGCACAUUUGAAACAAGGUUCUGUUAGCGAGUGUCAUAAAGGAGAUCUGUGUAUGUAUUGCGGUGAGCCUCUGCUUAUGGAUGUCUUAUCUGCAGAAAUAACACCAGUUUGCUCACAAGCACUGUCAGAACUCUGUGCAAUGUUAUUGUGUUGGACAUUCUUGAAGUUUCAUUGUCUGGGACGUCAAUGAAUUACUUUUUUCUGUGAAAAUGCCACUAUAUUAUUCAUGGGAAAUGAAUAAUUUCUACAUCACUACGGUCCUGAAUUUUACUCUUGUAUGAGUUAUGGGAUGUGAUUUAGAGAAUGAUGGGUAAGGACAUUUUUCCUUUUUUGGAAAAGUGAGAAAGCCUUUUUUAGUAGCAUCACCUUGUUGUAAGUGUUACUUUCAGUAGUAUUUUGUGUGUGUGUGUGUGUGUGUGUGUGUGUGUGUGUGUCAUUUCUGUUAAAAGGCAUUGUUCACAUCAGGAAGGAAAACCACUCCUCAAGGAGUUUAUUCAAUGACGUUAUCCCUGACAGGUGAUUUUAUGGCAUUCCAUUAAUUUCUUCUGCAUGAACCUUCAAAAUACUUUUAUCUAAAUCAUAUUAUAAAGGAGUUUAUGGGAAAUUAUAUUUCUUGUUAUUAAUGAAGUUUUAUUGUAUUGUACUAUAGAUAUUUCAUUUAUGUAUCUUCUUUUUACCUUGAAAACAACAUUAUUGUGUUCUAUACAUUCAGUACACACAUUUUGACUUCCAUUAACUUGUCAUAAGUCCUAACAUUCAUGUGAGAGUCCAUUUUUACCAAAUCUGUCUGCUUCGUGUAACCUGCUUGUGAAUGUGGAAUAACCACUACAAUGCCAUCACAUAGUGCCUGCUGAUUAGCAUUUGUGCUGUAAGAAAGAUAGUUAUUAUCAGGUGUGUGUGUUUGUGUGUGUGUGUGUGUGUGUGUGUGUGUGUGUGUGUGUGUGUGUGUGUGUGUAAACUGCUCACAUUAGUUCAUACAUACAUCUAUAAAACAUAGAGGGUAAUGUUAUGGGCAAAGUAGAAUUAAACCUGUAUGUGCUGAAUGAGCUUUUUUGUUUACGAUGAAUUCAUUUUAUUAUUACAGUUGUUAAAGUGCUUCCGAGUUACAAUGAAUGUCUCUGAUGUUUCAGUUGUGGAAAGCUCAUAGCGCAGCUCAAAAUUUCACAUUCAUUCUUCUUGAUAACUUCUACAUAGGUCUCGUCAGAACUGGAAUAUUUGAUAGUUGACUGAAUCCUGAUGUGCCCAUCUUAAUAACAGUUGUCAAACAGUGGAAAAUUCAGGAUGGAAUGAUGACAAUAUUUUGAAAAGGAUAGAUUGCUAUGCAUCAUAUGGCAGAGAUGUCGAGUCGCAGAUGAGCACAACAAAAAGACUGUUAGACAAAUAAGCUUCCAGCCAAUUUUUCCUAAUUUAGAAGGUGUUUUGGCUGAAAGUUUACUUUCCUAACAAUCUUUUUGUUGUGCCUACCUGCAACUCAGCAUCUCUGCUAUAUGGUGAGUAACAAUCUAUCAUUUUCAUAAUAUUUUUAAUAAUAGCUGUCUGUCACAGCCAACACUACUUAGUUGUAGGUCUGAAACUGGACUUGUAUGAGAGCUCAUUUGUUGUCAUGUUGAGCAUUAGACUAGGCAAGACAUGCUAAAAUUAUAUUGUACGGAGAAUUCGUUUGAGGAAACUGUAGAGUUAUGAGGAAACAGUACAACUGACUAGUACUUGCCCUGAGAAGGUGAAUUUCAGAUGCUGCUGACAGACAAAAUCAAACUAGGGGAGAAAAAAGAGGGUUGUGUUUUGGAAGGUUAGGAAAAAGAGGCAGGAUGUGAAGGACCCACCUGAUGUGAGGAUGAAAAGCUCAGAAAACUAGGUAUAGAUUUGUUUCUUCUUAUUGCGUUUCUCGACAGUACUGAAAUGUUGCCUGCCGAUCCUAAAUACUGGCGAGCCUUGCACUACGAAAAUCACGUCGUGGCACAAGUAAAACCUACAUCUGAACUGUGGCAACAGAUGUCCUCCAGUAAUCAACUCUGUUAUGGUAAUUUAGGUAACCUGACAUUAGUUUUGUGUUGGAGAGAAUCACGAACAUAGUGUUAUAUCAUUUUUGUGCUGCUAAAUAGUUAUUCUUUCUCUUUGUCUUCCUUUGCUUUUACACUGUUUACGUGUUCCCACCAGUAUUAUUUGCCUUGUGUAUUUAAGGGCAAUAAUAUCUACAUUUCUGGCAGUACACAUGAGUAUAACUUAUUGCCAACAACAAGUAUCUGUAGGAUUUCCAUUAUUGCUGUACUUAUUUUUAUUUUGGGCAUUUUGGAUUCAUCUGGAGCAGAUUUGUUCAUUGCAGCUGUAGUUCCCUUGCUGUCAAGUCAGCUAAACUAAUGGAAAGCUGGUUUUUGGAUAUAGUACUCUUGUUAGUUUACGACUUCCCUCAGCUCAAUUUAGUUGUUACAUUAAUUUAAAAGUUGAUUCUGGGGUACAUAAUGUAUGCGUAACACAUAAGAAAAAUCAAAAAUUUAAUCUUUCUUUAUAAGGAAAUAAAUGGUCCAUCAAUGUGGGAUGACAUCAAACUGUAAAAUACUUGUCAAAUACUAUAACUUAUGAAAUGUAAACUUCACUUGUAAACUUAUCUGAUACAAACAUGUCUGAACAACACACAUAAGCAUGCAGUACGUUCACCGAGACAACACAAAAUAAUGAUAAUUAUAUAUCAAGAUCAGCUGUUGUUCUUGUGCUUCACUGCACUAGUGUUGCAACAUAGAGCAAAGCUUUUGGAUCCACACCGAGGUUAGCACUCACCUGCUAUACAGCAUGGAAAUGUGCAUGCUAUAAGAAAUAGGGUGAAAAAGUUUUGACGUUUUACUGUCAAAUAAUGUGGAAUGUUGACAAAUUGUUUAAUUGUACAUUAUGUGUUUUCAGUACAAUCAUACUGCUGUUGACUGUUUGCAAUAUAAAAGUAUCUUACGCCAACUCAAAAACUUAAAACAUGCACAUUUGAACUCUUUUCAUUAGAAGCUGACCUUAAAAACCAUGCCAAACAGCCAAUGUUCUUUUUAUGGAUUGACUGUACUUGUAUUAACUCCUUCAUCUUGUCUGCUUCCAUUUACAAAAUCGAGGUGGCGUUCUGGUUUAUUUGACCUCCUUAAUAAUGUUCCCUGUGCAACCUCUGUAAUGUCUUAAAAAUGAAAUAUUUUAAUGAGGGAGCCAAAUUCAGUUAUUUGGUAUACUCACCUGUAGUUUCAGCUUUUGCUUAAUAAGACUAAAAUACUACUACUUUUUGUGAAUUGGUGGGUUUGAGCAAACCUGAGAAUACUUUAUUUUAACUGUGGAACAAUUUUCACAGUGUGAGAACUUCUUGAGUGCCUUUGUAUGCUGCUUUAGGAGAUUAAAAUAUAAAUGUGUGUACUGGAUGAAUUUUGUAACUUACAAAAUUAGUCUUCUACAUUUGAGUUAAUGUGGAUAUAUUUAAUGUCAAAUAUUGUAAGUAGUCCAUGUUUUGAGUUGUUAUGUUUCUGAAAAAUAUUUUUGUAUGUCUUUAUGUCCACUGUUUUAAUCAAAUCUAUACUGUGACUGUGUAUAUCUUCUUCAUUCUUCUGUUCAGUUUUUCAUAUGUAAUAUAGUGGUAUGAAUCAUAAUACAGAAGUAACAGACAGCGCAUUAACACAGUUUUAGAGGUGUAUUUCUACAAUGCCAGUCAGUUGAGCAUAUUUUCUACUCUUAUCUAAUAAGAAGUAUAACAUCUGUGGUUACAGCAGAAUGAGAUUUUAAAUUUAUGUCAAUAUAGCAGGCAGAUGAGUACGUUCUUAUUCUUGAAACAGUGCCUUAAUAAGAAGUUUGGCAAUUAUUUACUUUGUGCUUAUCAUUAUCCACAGCAAAAAAUAAUUUUAAUACCACAGAACUCUUGUUUUAGUACACAAUAAUAACUGUCUUAAAAAAAAUCAAGAUAUUUGUACCUUUGACCACUCUCAGAAAUUUUAAUCAGUAUAACAUACUUCUAGCAGUUGUGAUUAUGAAUGACACAGUUUUUAGUAUUAUGUAUCAUAGCUGUAUGAUAGGAAACAUAACAUUAGCAAAUGAUGAUGUAUUUCCAAUGUGUUUUAAAAGUAUAAUACAUGGAAAGAAUUCUGAUUCGCUUCCAGUUCCAGAUUUUUGUAUUGUCUUAUUGGGUCUGACUUUGGUACUUGAGGUUCAUGUAACUUUCAGUCAUUAAUUAAAAGAAAUAGUUUUUGAGAUAUUCAUCUAGUGCUGGUAAAAUUUGAUGAUGCAUAGAAAGCUCUAUUUUAUUUUAUUUUGAUUUUAUAUUGUAAUUACGUAUGAUGAAGCAUGUAACAACUCAUGUUGUAAUUAGCAUGAUGUCAUUCAAAUGUUACUGGAUAAUUAAUCCAAAUCAGACAGAUAUAGUAAAUUACAUUGAUUGAUUGUAAUAACUUUUUCAGCAGACAGCUUGCGUUAACGAGUAUUGAUUCACAUACAGAUAACUUUCAAGAUUAUUUUGAAUUUGCAGGCUACAGGAUUUCAAUAGCUGUGAUGCUAUGCAGUGCGUGACUGGCAAAGCUCUGUACUAGUUUGAAGGCUCAUAAAGUUGCAGAGCUAUAUGACUGGAGAAUUUGUGUUAAAGCACUGAUAACUUAUUCAAGAUAAGAAUGCUGUAGGUCUCCCCGUCUCCCUUCCAUUUUGUUUUCAAACAUGUUCAUCAUGUCUUUGGCUUGCAAGACUGAGGUUUUAUUACAGUUCCUGAAACAUCACUUUGGUGUGCUGAAAUGUGUGUCUGUAGCAAUCUUGGAAGUAUCUUGUUGUUUCUUUUAUUGUUACUAGACAUGUUAGAGAAAACACUUCCAAAAUCCAAACUUUUUUAAUUGCUGUGGAUAAACAUUUAUUCCAUUGAAGUAAGAGUAAAAGCAUUUCUACCUCCUUCCUACAUUUUCACACAGAAAACGCCAACAUUUAAUGUAACAGUACCUGUACAUGCACCAGUUAAUUUAAGACGUACUGUUGGUUAGCUAUUUAGUGGCUGUUCUUAUAUAAAUUAACUGAAUUUUAUUUUACCUUGUAGUUCAUGUUUUAUUUUUAAAUUUUGACACAAUUACUUUGUUUAGUUCUUGUGUUGCAAAUUCAAUCUUUGAUUCAUGGUCUGAAGUGACAGUUUGGGCAAAUAAAUUUUAGUACUUGUAAGUACAGUUUUUGCAAAACGCACAAGUAAAAAUGUAAUGUUAAAAUGUUGGUGAGCAUAUCAUUUUUAUUUUAUUUUUAUUGUGUAUUGAUAAAUAGCUGUAGUUUGUUUCUUCAGCUCUGAAUGUGACUGAUUGUUAAGUGAAUAAAUAUGUUAAAAUACUAUUUUAAUGGAAAUUUUGUCUGUAAGUGACAAUAGAAUACCCAGAGUGGAAUAGUAACUGCAGUUCAAGGGGCCAGCUGCCCCUUGUGUUGCAGGUGAUGUUAGCAUUAAUGCACUUGCUGUACAAACACUAUCGUGUGUCAAUGUCCUGUGUUUACUUGCCACUUCAUCUGUUAAGUGAAUGAAGAUAGGUUUUUCCUUCAGUUACAAUUGUGUUUGCACUACACACUGGUGAUAUCCCUAAAUUGUGAUAGCUGACAUCUUGUUGAAUAUGUUCCUAGAUAACUAAAAUUUUUCCUCCUGUUUUCCUUUUUCUAUUUCCUAAUUAUUUUGUAGCAGUGUACAGGAUUAUUUUGUAUCAAUAAUGCAAGCAAAACUCUAAAGUCGCAAGAUGUUGAUUAUCAUUUUUUAGAUAUUGGCAUUAAACAAUGUGGUUUGGUACUUUCACCCUCUAAAUAGGAUUUCUUAAUUCUAAUAGCCAUUUUAAAAUUUGUUAUUCAAAACUGUUUUUUUGUUUACAAUGUUCUUUUAAAAACAUAAAAGGAAAUCUUGUACUUUAGUUUUGUGUAUAUGUAUGUAUGUAUGUAUGUAUGUAAAGUAUGUAAGUGUACAGAAUUAAUUAUUUCUUUUUGUGUGCAUUAAAAUUGUAUAUUUAAUUUUCUAAAAUUUAGAUAUUUGUUAUUACACUCUGUGCCUCAUUACCUGAAGAUGACAAUGCAUUCAAAAAUAGUUUGAGAUUCAUAUGUUAAAUUGGCUAUCAUUGUUAGUAGCUUAGUUGCAACAUUAAGAAGGACCUUUAAAGUGUUUCAGUAUUAAAUCUAUCAGCAACCUGUGGAGGUAUCAGUAACUUAUCCAUCCUCUGCCUCUUAAAAAUACUUUUCUUAAAUAAAAAAUAUUGGGUACUGAUGAAUAACUAACAUGACAUGUGGGAACCAACACAUAUAUAUUUUAGAUCCCCACCUCACUCAUCAUAUGACCUAGUACAACAAAACAAAAGAGUACAGCAACUAUCAUAGACCAGGUUAUUGCAGACUGCAGUCAGUUGCACCCCCCCCCCCCCCCCCCCACACACACACACACACCUACUCUAGUGGGUAGCUAAUUUGGAAGUGUUUAUCACAAUUUUUAAGGGCACAUACAUUACUUUCUAUGAGUACUGACCUACUAUAAUUAGAAAAGCAGUCUUGGUCAAAUUGUUAAGUUCCUACUGCAGGUAUGUUUUUGUACUAUACCAAUGCUUGGUUAAUGAAGUAAUGUUAAACAGACAAGUACACUCAACAGAUAAGAACAAAAUUAUUUUCUCAAUGGAAAGUUACUGAUAUUCCCUACGAAUAUAGUAUUUGUAAUGUCUUAAUACUAUAGUAAGUCUGUCCACACUUGCUGUUGUGCACACUUUUUGAAAUUAUUGUCUGUACAUGUAGCUGCUGUUAUGAUGAGACAAUAAUUUGCUUUCAUUAUGUUGAAGUGUGAACUGAUUUAAUGUGAGAACGCUACUGCCCUUCUCUUAUGCAAUCAUCACAUCUACAUAAAUUGGCCUUCAUUUAUUAAAAAAAAGAAUAGAAUGUUAUCUUUUAAAUGUAAAUGUAUUGGAUAGAUAUUGACAACAAAGUAUUAAGUAACUAAUUGUGAUUUAAGAAGCACAAGAUCUAUGCCUUUUCAUUUAGAAGUUCUUUUAGCUUUUUGCACAGAGUACAUCAAACGUACACUAUAAGGUUAUCCAUGAGGAACAAAUAAAAGCUAAGUUUAUGAUACUGAACUACACAAUCAAAAUUGCCAGUAUUUACAUUUAGCAGCAUCACAUGUGUUUAUUCGAGGCAUAAUUUAUAAUUAGUUAUACAUACACGUAAGUAUCUGUGUAAAUUUUGUGUGCGUUUGAGGUGGUUGAAUGUAUUACAAGGACAAUCUUAAUAGAUCUUCAGCGAGCAAUUCAUUCAUUUAUUUCCAAGCAACUUUGAAUGAAUCAUAGAUUUGUAAAUAAAAGUUAAUCUUUUUGUAAGAUUAUAGGUAAUGUUUCCUGACAAUUGAUCUCUUUUUAAUUACAAACUUGCGACACUUACUUAUAUUUUAUUCAUAUUGACUUAAUAUUUGUUAUAGUCUUCUUAGAUUGAUCUGUAUUAUAUGUGUGCUGCUCCACACAGGAUGAUGUGUAAAGCAAACUACAUUGUUUUUCAUAGAAGUAUAAUGUGUAAAAAUUAUGUAUAGUUGUACAUAACUAAAGCUUGUGCUGUAAAUCUAAGGUAAGACUGUGAUUUUUACCAUUCUCAAAUAAAUACCAAGAACACUUCCGGUGCUUCA